Molecule: messenger RNA, 2619 nt
Organism: Ilex paraguariensis (yerba mate)
Lineage: Eukaryota; Viridiplantae; Streptophyta; Magnoliopsida; Aquifoliales; Aquifoliaceae
Source: the annotation of a GenBank genome assembly
AUGGGACAUACCCUAGUGGUGAUACUGGCAUUUUGUAUGGUUUUCGCCACCCCGGCCAGGGCGAGUUAUUCUGAUCGUCUAGGCGUGAACUGGGGGCGCCACACGACGCAGAAAUUGCUACCAUCCAUGGUCAUUGAUAUGCUACUGGAAAAUGGGAUCAAGAAGGUGAAGCUGUUCAGCCUGACGGAUGCUGUGCUCACGGCCUUCGCCUUCACCCAAAUCGAGGUCAUGGUUUCGAUCCCUAGUGUUCUCCUCAACGAAGUUAACACCACUGAUGAUGCCAGAGAUUGGGUGCAGAGAAACAUCGUCAAGUAUAUCAAUGAAGUCAACAUAACGAAUGUGGUUAUUGGGAAUGAACCAUUCUCUAUAGUAGACAAUGAACCACUUUACCUACAAAUUAUUUCAAUCAUGCAAAACAUUCAAACAGCUCUUAACGAAGCAGGCUAUGACAACAUCAAAACCACAGUUCCCCAUUUUUCGGACGUCUUAGUGCCAUCCCCCUUGGAAAAACCAUCACAGGCUGAUUUUCGAGAGGACAUUAAGGAAUACAUGCUUCAAUUUUUAACACAUCUCAAACAACAUGAUGCUCCCUUUCUAGCAAACAUUAGCCCCAUUUUUCUCAUCCAUCAAUUCAAUCUGACCGACACCGAAUUCUUAUUUGUUGAUAACAACUCGAGUGACACAAUUCGCGAUAACAAUGUCAUCUACGCGAAUGCUAUCGAUGCAAUCUAUGAUGCAUAUGUUUCGGCCUUGGAAAAAAAUGGAUUUCCGGAAAUGAGGGUGGUCAUCGGACAGAUUGGAUGGCCAACGGAUGGUGCUGCAGUAGCAAAUGUCGCGAAUGCUGAGAGAUUUUUCAAGGGAUUUCUCAAGAAAAUGGCUGAGGGACAAGGAACACCCCUUCGGCCUAAGCCUUUGGAAGCAUAUAUUUACAAUCUACAGGAUGAAAAUAAGAUCAAAACUACUUGGAGUCCCUACCAGCGCCACUGGGGAAUUUUCAAAUUCGACGGAAGGGCGAAAUACAAAAUUGAUUUGUCAGGCCAAGGGCGUGACAUCUACCCCCAACCGGCUAUGGGCGUUGUAGCCCUGCCCCUACGGUGGUGCGUGUUUAACAACGACAUGAUCAACAUGAGCAAAGUGCAAUGGAAUUUUGAUUUUGCAUGUAAUCAAUCCGAUUGCUCGAGCUUAGAACCGGGAGGCGUAUGCAGUGGACUGAGCUAUAACCAGAAAAUUUCUUACGCGUUUAAUAUGUUUUACCAAAUAAAAACGCAGAGGGCGAAUGAUUUGGUGUGUAAAUUUGACGGAUUAGGGAAGAUAGUAACGCAAAACCCUUCAACCAAAGUUUGUGAAUUCCCGGUGGAGAUUCUGAUGAGCCUUGAAGACAGAGGAUGGACGGCCAUGGCGUCGGGUUUAGCAGUUAAUUUUUCAUUGUUGAUGUUCUUCUUUGCAUUUUAUGGCUUCACAAGGCAAAAUGGGCUGUUCAAUGACACACUAAUUGAAUUUAAUUCCUAUACCCAUAUAAAACAGUUCAGUUCUUUGCAACUGUCUCACCAUCCUUCUAUCUUUACCCACAACCAAAGAGACUUGAGUCACAGCACUUCUCUCUGUACGGUUAAUUCUAGUUAUAUAGCUGUUGGGAGCUUGAUGGGUCCUUUUACAUUGGCUGUUGGUACGAAAAGCUCAACCAUAGUAUCAUCAGAUGCAUCCUACGAGAAAAUGCAAAACAUGGAGUUGGAACCGAAGAAAUUCUUUGCAUCAGUCAGCAGUGGAGAAGAGAAGCCAUUUGAUUUCUUACGCACUUUAUUUGAGGGUGUUAUUGCAGGAGGUACAGCUGGAGUAGUCGUUGAAACAGCUUUAUAUCCAAUUGAUACAAUAAAGACACGACUGCAGGCAGCUCGUGGUGGAGGACAAAUAGUUCUUAAGGGCCUAUACUCUGGAUUGGCUGGAAAUCUUGCUGGUGUCCUACCGGCUUCUGCCAUGUUUGUCGGUGUUUAUGAACCCACAAAGCAGAAAUUAUUGAAGGUUUUUCCCGAAAAUCUUAGUGCUGUUGCUCAUCUGACUGCAGGUGCCAUUGGAGGGCUUGCUGCUUCUCUGAUACGUGUUCCAACAGAGGUUGUCAAGCAAAGGAUGCAGACCAGUCAAUUUGCUUCUGCCCCUGAUGCUGUCCGCCUUAUUGUUUCCAAGGAGGGUUUUAAAGGUCUCUAUGCGGGGUUUGGAUCUUUUUUGCUGCGAGAUUUACCAUUUGACGCGAUUCAAUUCUGCCUGUAUGAGCAGCUUCGAAUAGGUUAUAAGUUGGCGGCCAAGAGAGAUCUAAAUGAUCCUGAGAAUGCUAUGGUUGGCGCUUUUGCUGGUGCACUUACAGGAGCUAUAACUACUCCCCUUGAUGUGAUAAAGACAAGAUUAAUGGUUCAGGGAUCAGCAAACCAGUACAAAGGUAUUUUUGAUUGUGUUCAGACUAUUGUCAAAGAGGAAGGACCUCCUGCCCUUUUGAAGGGUAUUGGGCCAAGAGUGCUGUGGAUUGGCAUUGGGGGUUCAAUAUUCUUUGGUGUUCUUGAGAGCACAAAGCGAUACCUUGCUCAGAGGCGCCCUAUUCAUCAAGAUCCAUACUCAAAGCAAGAUUAG